Messenger RNA from Cutaneotrichosporon oleaginosum, 1085 nucleotides. RefSeq lists its product as uncharacterized. The record is from RefSeq and is a predicted model, not a curated record. Gene Ontology annotation, molecular function: protein-folding chaperone binding. NCBI's taxonomy places the organism in Eukaryota, Fungi, Basidiomycota, Tremellomycetes, Trichosporonales, Trichosporonaceae.
CUUUGACAUCUUGCACUUGCAUCUUCCAUCACUCUCUCUUCUCGUUUCCUCCUCCCUCCUCUACUCCUCCUUCUUCCAUCUCUCCUCGUCGUCGCAGCGGCAGCGCAGGCCAUCAGUCCGAGCCAUCCUUUCAUCGCCUCCGCCGUAGGGGUAGGCUCUCCUCACACCCAACCAACUCGUACCCCGUCCGCAUCUGAUCACCAUGACGGCGCUAUCUCCGCCGCCGCGGCACGACUUUUUUCAGACGCCCAGCAGUCUCACUGUUUCCCUCUACGUCAAGGGAUAUGCUGGCACACCCGUCUCCGUCUGCUAUCACACGCACCACAUCGACGUGUCGCUACCAGCAAUUCCUGGAUCGGAGGCGAGGGAGUUCAGUCUGGGGCCGCUGGCCGGCGCAAUCAUCCCCGGCGAGUGCUCGGAGCGCGUUCUUAGUACCAAAAUCGAGCUGCGCCUGCUCAAAGACCAGCCCGGCAUCACCUGGCCGGCGCUGUUCGCGACCUCGCCCGUCGACCCAUCAGCAGCGCGGGCAUACACCUCUCCGCCGCCCGCGCCGCCCGUGUCCCUCCCCUCUCCCUUGACGGCCCGCACGCGGCCAGAGGCCAAGCCCAAGAAGAACUGGGACGCCGUGCUCUCCGAGCUCGACGACGAGCGGGAACCGGCUGGGGACGCCGGCGGUGAUGCGGCGCUGCAGAAGCUCUUCGCGGGCAUCUACGCCAACGCCGACGCCGACACGCGCCGCGCCAUGAUCAAGAGCUUCACCGAGAGCGGCGGGACGGCGCUCAGCACAGACUGGAGCUCCGUCGGCAAGGGUGAGUGACCUGGCGCCACAGCGGCAGCGUGAGACAUGCCAUGUGCGGCACGUGCAUCUGAUCGCUCCCCUUGUGGCGCUCGCAUCAUCGGGACCGCGCAGCGGCCGUUCUCGGUCCGGCCAGCCGCUGACAGAUAGAGAAGGUGCCCGUCCGGCCCCCGGACGGCAUGUACGAAAUGAAGAUGUAGAUCACCACGAGCACGCGGCGCGGCCGCCCAGUUAUGCAACUAGCAUCUUACAGCUGUGAGGGGCUGGGGGGAGGAGAGGUGCUUGCUGG